CUCUCCUAUUACAUUUGAUAUGUAAUGUGGAUCCAAUUUUAGCAUCUGCAUUAAACCAAAUAUAGUAAUUAAGAGAUGAUGAAAAUGAAUAAUAUAUACUGACAGGAGGGACAUAAUAUCUUUUUCAGCUAUGAGAAUUGGUCUGAUAUGCUAUAAAUCAUCUUGAGGCACACUAGAUCAUAGCUAGUAUUUGUCAUAUGACACAAGAGAUUGUAAUGUUAAAAGGAAGCUAUAAGAUUUAUCUACUUCAACUUAUAGUAAAAAUCUUAAAGUCUUCCGAGGGAUGUUGAAAGCUUAAUGACACUACCUAUCUUCACUUAUCCUUAGUCCCGUUUGUUUACUACAAUAUAGCUUACCCUGUAUUCUUUCCAAUUUCUUUUCCAGAUGCAUCUUAGAAGUCACUAAGUAAAAGAUUGUUUACCGUGAAAAUGGUAACAACAAUUAAAUUUAUAAACGGGACUCUAAAAAUAUGUGAUCUAAUUUUAUGCUAGUUGUUAGAGCAGUAGAUGCUAAGAGUAUAAGGUUUAACGAAGAAAUACAAGCUAAAACGGGGUAGUAAUGAAACCGAGAUGCUUGCAUCCCGAGCCUCGGAUUGGUUGAUGAAGGACCUCGAGGUUGAUAUCUGGCUCGAGCUCGAGCUACCGGGGGUAGUCGGGAAUGGGAUAACAGUUAAGGUAUGAUCAAACAAGGCUCUGGAUGGCCAAUACCAAGAAAUAAAUGAAGAACAGUAUGAAAACAGUAAACGCUAAGAGUAGCCUCGAGCUAGUAUGGACGAGCAAGUUAGAAAGAAAAGAGAGAGAGAGAUAUUAUUGAUCUGGUGGAGAAUAGUUGGAGCAAUAUCAGCCCUUUACAAAGUGGCAUGGAUUCCCUUUAUAUAGGAGAGAGAAUACAAUAUAGUACAGAGUGCAUUAAAUAUAAAGAUAUGGAGAUGGGACGGCUAGGCACGAUGCUAGACCCUGCUGAUGCUGGCUGCUUGCCUCGGGAAUUCCCUACCCUCGGAACCUUUGUUGGAUCGUGGGCGAACCUCAGGGGAGGGAGCUCGAUCGUAGUCCUGCAGCCUCGAGAUACUGAUAUGACCCUCUGAAUGCACCUUAGUGGCGAGAAAUAGACGCCUCCGAUUUCACCGUAUACAGAUAGUCUCCAUGUUUCCUAGAAUGAAGUAAUAGGAAAUGAUUUUGAACCGUCGUCUCGAGGUCAUCAUUGUCGUGAAGUCAACCAUUUAAGAGCAUUAAAUGGCAUAUUCCAGAGAACUGUGCAAGGUUGCCAUCAUAUGCAGUAAUCGAGAAACCCACGAACUGCCAUUGGCUCGUCCCUUCCGCUUCCCCAGCGGUUCCUAUAAAUGCAUCGCUUGCUUGACACUUUCCACUUUCACCCCACUUCCAAGCUCAUGAGUAAGAAUUUUUGUAUUUGACAACCCUUCAUCUUUUCAUAGAAGGAUUUUUACCAUUGACAUGGCUAGUACCUCUAGGACGGUUCCCCGACGGAAUGACGCUGCAUCAUCAUUCUGAUCGCCUAUGGAAGAAACCAUAGCGAUUCCCUCCUUGGAACAAUGUACCCCACCUAAUCUCGACGUGUCAGAGGAUUUUAAUGUCGAUGCCACUUCAUCUACACCGGGCCGAUGCAAGCAUGUGUCUCGAUACGUUAGCGUUGUGACCAAUAUUAGAAAGGUGAGGAAGGACUAUCGAUGGAGCAGGGCAGUGGAGGUCCACUCCCGGUCCCGACGAUAAUAUAACUGACUUUAAGGCUGGCUUCCUUCACGUGUACACCUACCCAUUCACCCUGGGACCUGAUAAAUCUGUCGAGUCCUCUCCCCUAGAGAUAGACCCGGUUAUCCUUGAUUUCUGCGACCGAUAUCAAGUGACGCUUGGUCAGAUCUACCCUUUUUUUUGGAGGAUAGUGUUGGUGCUUCGUUAUUUCACCGAAGGGGUUGAGGGUGAGGUUUUUACCCUCAAUCAUCUGAUCACGAUGUACAGCUCUCAAUUGUAUUGAGGUUUAAUCAGGCUCCGCCAUCGGUCCAAAAAAUCUUUUUUCACGAGCGUCGAUGAGGGAAAGGAUCUAGGAUGGAUGAGUAGGUUUAUCCGAGUAAUGACCUCAGAUAUCAUCCUGACCCAGAGGAUGCCCUUUUCUAGAGAGGUGGAAUACCCGACGUAAGCAAUUUUCCCCUUAGCUGCUUUUCAACUAUUCUUCCUUUUGAAAUAAUAAUCUCUUUGUGCUCCCUGCAGCCGCCGCUUGGCACCCGAAGGUGGUCAUAGAUUUGUCGGCAUGGAUCGGGUGGUUGAACGAUAAGUUCCCAUAUCGCGUUCGGUCUUGGACCGGCCUGGCUAAGAAGCGUUGGGUGGCCAAGAAUCAUGGUGAGGUUCCUUUACCGCCUAUGCUUUGUAUUUUAUGUUUCUUUCUGAGCCCUUAGAAAAAACGUAUUGCGGUUACUGCGCUAGUGCAGGUCUUGGCGAGAAUAUGCAGAUGAGGCCACCCCCUAAUGGCGAAUUAGGGGCCUUGGAUCCCGACACGAGCAAGAAGAGGAAAAGCAGGGUAGAUGUUGUCCGUCCUGCGAUAAAGAAAACCAGGUCACUCGAGCAUCGAGCCACUGUUGGGACUGUUGCUUCAACCUUAGAGUCGAAUCCUGAUACCGAAGGAGAGGAUGAUGAUGGGAGCCUGCUAAGGAGGACAACGACGUCGAGUGUGAGAGACUUGCAAGUGCCUCAGUCGGAGGCUGCUGAGUCCGGAACGACUGGCUCCGAUCGAGCUCGUGGGUCGGGGGUCCUUGAAGAGGACGUUGAUGUAGCUUCAAAUUGCGCAGCCGGAUUUGAUGCAGAAGCCAGGGGGACCGCUGGCAUUGAUCCUGAGGGGUUGGGGCUCGGAGCCUUCCAGGAAUGUAGGUUGCCACUUCGAGAAAUUAGCGACCUGAACGACUUUAUUUCGAGCUUUUCGAUCUCGUCAGGGGAACUGCGGGAUGCCCACGGGAUGAUCGGCGCCACAGCGAGGACUCCUCUCAAAGGAGGAGACUUUAUUGCCAACAUCUUUGAUGGUGUUAUUGAUAGAGCUGAUCAUGAUAUUCCUGGUGCUGUCAAAGCGGCGGAAAAGUUCAUGCAUCAGUGUAAGGAGAUGUACGAUCAUGCCAUCCUCCAGCUCUGUGGGGAGCUUUCUUAUCAUGAAAAGGAGCGUAAAAAAGUUACUUUGAAGCUGCAGGAUUCAGAGGCUCGCUCUGCCCGGGGAGAUAAAGAGCUAGGAGAACUUCGGGCCGCUUUGGAAACGACGCUCCGGGAGAAGGCCAAUCUUGUUGUUCAGGUACUUUGCCUUGCUAGUUCCUAACUUUUAUCCCGUGUUCACAUAUAUUUAUUGGCUUACUCCUCUCACAUAGUCGAGAAGAGUGGUUCGCAGAUUAAUCAAUUGAAUGCGGAGAUCUUCGGGCUGAGGGAGCAAAAUGAAAUAGUGGCCGGGGAGUUGGCGACAUCCCGGAUCUUCUCAAGGAUGCUCGCAGGGAGAUUGUUGCUUUGGCCGCGGUUAAGUCCGAGGUCGAACAAGAUGCUAUUACUUAUCAUGAGGAUGCGGCCACAAUGCAUAUAAUAGCUCGUGACAUAUCCAUAGCAGCUGAGCAGAAACUAAUCCGAGCUAUUGAGCAUGCUAAGGCGGAGGCGAGGAGAGAGACCUUGGAGGAACUCGGGGCCAGAGGUAUCGACCUGUCAGCUGAUCUUAAGGAGACCCGUGCAAUGGAGGAAAAACUGGCGCUUUUGAUUGCCCCCGAUAAGAGCGAAUAUAAUAGUGACGAGGAGUAGUCUCCGAGUCAUUUUUGUAUACCUUCCCUUUUCCUAUGUAUGCGGCCCCCCGGGGAAUGGACAGUGUAAAGAUGUUUUUCUUUUUGACAAUGUAGAAAAGGAGUUUUCAUUCUGUCAGCCCUUCACCUUGCCCCUUUGCUUUUGCGUUCUAGCUUUUACCUCUCAGCAUCGGCCCUUUGGGGCCUACUCUCGGAUCAAUCGGGGCCCUAAAACUGGCCAUGUCCCGGGGUUAAAUCGACAGCUCCUCUCGAACCGAUGUUUGUGACAUCGGGUGUCUCCCUGAGAUCCCGUAGUUUUCUGAGUCACGUGGGAGCCAGAGUGAUUCCGCCAGUACGCUCCCCUAGGAGAGGGUGACGUUAACGUGGCCAGAAUUAAUUGGCCCUCUUGGGUAAGCUGGCAGUUGUUGCUUUGCCCCUAUAUAUUUUUUCAACUGUCUCUUAAGUGGCGAAUUUGUUGUUCUUGAUAAGGCUAUCUCUUCUGCAAAGCCUGGCACUUUGUGUUAGUCCUUCCGCUUCCUUGUUUCAGAAAAUUUUUGCUCGGAUCCUCACUUUUCCCCCUAAUCUACCGUAACCAUGGUCGCUGCUUCAACGUCUGAUCAUCGGGUAGAGGGGAGUCUCUCCUGCAUUCCACAUUUGGUCGGUGCCAGCGGCUCGCCUCCGAUGUCGGGAGAGCGAGGCUCGGGGUGCCCUGCAUCGAAGAGGACUGUCACGCCGGGGAAACCUCCCAAUGUUCCGGGCCAUCGAGAGCAUGUGUCGAGGAUCAUUUCAUCGGUGAGGGAGGAAAUCCUUGAGAUGAUCAGAAAAUAUUGAGGAUGGGGGGAAGGCACAAUUUUGCAAGUACCUUCCCCCGAGGAGAGUGUCAUCACAUAUGUUGAGGGAUUUUUGAGCGUAUACACUCAUGUUUUUGCACCAAGUUCCCCGGACUGGGUCGUUUUUUAUUUCUGUCGAAGAUAUCAAGUAACGUUGGCGCAGGUUCAUCCCUCUCUUUGGAGAAGAGUGUAGGCGAUGACAUAUUUUGCCGACAAGGCCGGGAUAGAAUUUACCCUCAGCCACCUCGUGAGGUUGUAUCAGCCAUUGCGCUACUGGGGCCUGAUUACUCUUCAGCGUCGAUCCACCCGAGCUCCUAUAAUUGGAAGCAAGGAGGAUAAGGAUCGUGGAUGGAUGAAUCGGUUCGUUCGAAUCCGAACGACCGAUGUUAUCCCUCGAGAAUUUUUGUCGUUUCUUGAGAAAUGGAACUUCACACGUAAGUGCUUCAUAUGAAUUGUCUUCGUUUCAACCUGAGGUUGGCUCCAUAAUGAUCUUUCUGUUCUUUAUUUGUAGCAACUCAUUGGUUGCCCAGCGAGGUCCCUGAUUUAGCCGAGUGGUCUCAUAAGCUGACAGCUUGCUCGAUUUAUGAUAGGCGCCGAUGGAGAGGUUUGUCAAAAGGGAGAUGGGAGGCGAAGCACCAUGGUAGGUGCCAGGCACUCUGCCUCCUAAGAAAUGGAGUCUUUCUUGCCGGCUUAUUUGAUCUAUUUGUCGCAGGUGUCGAGAGUCCUUUCGAGGGAAGACAGUUUCCCCCGGGGGAGAAGGAGAGGUUGCUGGCCUCGAGAUGACAUCCUCCCUUUCAUCACUACUUGACCUCGACCCUGGUCAAAGGGAUGACGUCAUCAAAGACCCCAAACAAUAGAGGCCACAGGAGAAAUCGUAGAAGACCUCGACCCCGUCCAACUUGAUGAUAACGACCACAGCAAGAGAGCCUAUAGCAGCCACAAGCUUCAAGAACCAGGUAAAUUCCGUCAUUUCUUAACUAAUAACGUAGACUUGUUUGCCUUUUCCCAUGCAUACAUGCCCGGUAUCUCGAAGGAGAUAGCGACACACAAGUUGAAUGGCGAUCCAUUUUACCCUACCCCCCACCCCCGGUUAGGCAAGUUAGGCGAAAAUUCAAUUCCACAAUAAACGAUGCAGUCCGCGAUGAGGUUGAAAAAUUCCUGGAAAAUGGCUCCAUCAGGGAAUCAAAA
Messenger RNA from Nicotiana tabacum (common tobacco), 5769 nucleotides. The record is from RefSeq and is a predicted model, not a curated record. NCBI's taxonomy places the organism in Eukaryota, Viridiplantae, Streptophyta, Magnoliopsida, Solanales, Solanaceae.